Messenger RNA from Zingiber officinale, 977 nucleotides. RefSeq lists its product as uncharacterized. The transcript is spliced from 7 exons. The record is from RefSeq and is a predicted model, not a curated record. Lineage: Eukaryota; Viridiplantae; Streptophyta; Magnoliopsida; Zingiberales; Zingiberaceae. The coding region runs from base 56 to 784 and encodes 242 amino acids.
GUGUUACCAAAAUCCGGGAGCGAUAAGGCCAGCCGUCGCUCGUUUUCUGUCCGCCAUGGCGUCGUCCACUGUGCUCACUUCUCCCUCUGUCGCCGCCGCACAUCUCACGACCGGAGACGACUCCACCAGGAGGCGGCACUUCUGGGCGAAGUGUUCAUUGCCGCUCCCUCCGCCACUCCCUCGAGAUGCCCCUACGUCCACCAGGCGGGCCGCCUCGAUCGCGCUUCUCUUCCUCCUCGGCGGCUUCUCCGCCCACUCCAAACGCGCUGAUGCGGCAAAUCCCUUCGAUAAGUACCUGAAGCGGAAGAAGUUGGAUCCGUUGGAAUCGUAUGUUCCUGCUGUUCUACUGAGUCGAGCACAAUUUGAGGACUUGGAGAAAUUCUUGGAUAGCAAGCAGCCAAAUUAUGACAUAAGUCGAUCUUUGUUGCGUUCUGGCCCAGCAGCUUCUCUACGCAUUAACAUCCGAGCCGUGGCACAAUAUGCAACUGAAGAUGGUAAUGGAAAAGCAGCCUCCGAUGCUGUUGAGCAAUGCCUAAGGGCCUUAGAGGAUCUUGACUCGCUUUUGUUGAAUGCAAUAAGAAAUGAUCCCAGAGCUUCCACUGAAUCCAUGAAGGGAAAACUUGACAUUGUUUUGGGAUCCUUGGACAGCCUCUUGCAAACUGUACCAUCCAAGGUGCUAGAUCAAGGGAAGGCAAUUGCAGAUGCUUAUAUGGACCCAAGCUACCAAAGUGACAAGCCUGCGGUUUCGGACACGGAGAUUACCAAGUUGGAAGCACUUUUUUGAGUGAGUUUGUUUCCUAAGUAGGGUUUCAGUUUGGAAAUCGAGUACAUGUUUUCGUAGCAUGACCAAUUAAUUAGUUUUACCUAGGGAGCUUUCAAAAGCCAUAGCAUGUAAAAGUUUUCUGUAAAUGAAUGAACCUCAAAGCUUCAGGCGAGUGAUGCAUUUUUAUCUGUUCGAUUGGAACAUUCGUUUACAA